Messenger RNA from Rhodamnia argentea, 1290 nucleotides. Its product is annotated as (+)-neomenthol dehydrogenase-like. The record is from RefSeq and is a predicted model, not a curated record. Gene Ontology annotation, cellular component: membrane. Gene Ontology annotation, molecular function: oxidoreductase activity, acting on the CH-OH group of donors, NAD or NADP as acceptor. Lineage: Eukaryota; Viridiplantae; Streptophyta; Magnoliopsida; Myrtales; Myrtaceae. The transcript has 5 exons. The coding region runs from base 95 to 973 and encodes 292 amino acids.
GCACCUUUUAUAUAAACAGCCAAAUUGGAGAGUUUAGUUGCUUCUUGUUUAUUCAACAGGGGAGAACUUCUCAGUAGCUACAGUUCGCAACCAAAUGGCAGAAUCAACGAAGAGGUACGCAGUCGUUACAGGUGCGAACAAGGGGAUUGGGUUUGAACUAUGCAGGCAGUUGGCUUCAAGCGGAAUUGUGGUUGUGCUGACAUCUAGAGAUGGAAAAAGAGGGCUUGAAGCAGUUCAAAAGCUCAAAGACUCUGGUCUGUCUGAUUACAUAACAUAUCAUCAGCUUGAUGUCACCAAUCUCCCUAGUGUUUUAUCCCUCGCAAAUUUCAUUGAGACCCAAUUUGGAAAGCUAGAUAUAUUGGUGAACAAUGCCGGGGUUCUUGGAGGCACUAUAAAUAGAGAGGCCCUAAGGGCUUCUGAUUUUAUUAAGGAACAGGACGCUGCUAAAGUCAAUUGGAGUGAUAUUUUUCUACCGUCUUAUGAAGCAGCCAAAGUAUGCGUCGACACCAAUUACUAUGGGGUGAAAAGAAUGGUAGAUGCUCAUAUCAGCCUCCUCCAAAAGUCCGAUUCGCCAAGGAUCGUGAACGUCUCCUCUAUCAUUGGGAAGCUCCAGUAUGUGUCUAAUGAAUGGGCCAAGGGAGUUUUGAGCGACAACGAGAAUCUCACAGAGGAUAAAGUGGACGAGGUCGUGAACGUUUACCUUGAGAAUUUCAAGAAUAGUUCAUCUGCAGUCCCGCCUCCUUAUAUCAUCUCCAAAGCAGCCUUGAAUGCCUACACUAGGAUCCUCGCCAAGAAGUUCCCGGGUUUCCUCGUCAACUGUGUGUGCCCCGGCAAUGUGAGAACAGACAUCAACGACCACACAGGCAUCUUGUCCGUCGAAGAAGGUGCGGAGAGUCCACUGAAGUUGGCACUUUUGCCCAAGGGGGGUCCUACAGGUUGUUUCUUCAUUAGGAAGGAACAAUCAGGAUUUUGAUGGAAGGUGACUUAUCCUCUUCUGGCUGUUAGGAAACUGGAUCCAGACGAAUAAAUGUGUAGUUAACGAACAUUAGGCGAACCUAAUGCCGGUAUUAAAAUGCCCAGUAUGCAAUCAACAUGAAAUGACAGGACAUGCGUGGUUCUUGCAUGUCUGCCGCAGGGUUGUUUCCUGCAUCCUUUUUACCAUGAGCCUGGAACGGUCAAUUUACACAAAAUAAAGUCGAUCGUCUUCCUUCUGAGCGUGGUUACUGGUGCGUGUGUAUAAUCACUUUGUAGUCCAUUGUCUAUUCUAUAGUAUGUUGUUCUUUUGUGUCA